ACAUAGACAGCAGUUGUCAUUAAAUACUCAUAAAUUAUUUAUUAGCCUUACCUAUUUGCACGUGGAAUAGUAGCGGUGAUUUUGUGCGUGGUUGUUUUGGUUUAAAAUAAUCCUAAUUAAAAUAAAUAAGAGAAUCAUCUGGAAAGUGAAUAUGCAAAGUAAAGAGCAGAUACAGAAUUUGGUGAAAGAACAGGCAGAUUUAGUUCGAAAAUUAAAGGCAGAAAAAGAAAUAAAAGAUAAAAUUGACCAAGAAGUGGCAAAACUUUUAAAAUUAAAGGCACAGUUAAAAGCAAUUGAAGAAGAUGAUGUUCCAAGUACAAAAAAUUUUGUUCUUAAAGCACCAAAAGGCACACGAGAUUUUACACCAGAACAAAUGGCUAUUAGAAAAUCAGUGUUUCAGAAAAUUAUAGCAGUAUUUGACAAACAUGGUGCUGAAACCAUUGACACUCCAAUAUUUGAAUUGAAAGAUGUCCUUACUGGUAAAUAUGGAGAAGAUUCAAAACUCAUCUAUGAUCUAAAAGACCAGGGGGGUGAAAUUCUUUCACUCAGAUAUGACCUAACAGUACCUUUUGCUCGCUACUUAGCUAUGAACAAAAUUUCCAAUAUUAAGCGUUACCACAUUGCUAAAGUUUAUCGUAGGGAUAAUCCCUCAAUCACUAGGGGCAGGUACAGAGAGUUUUAUCAGUGUGAUUUUGAUAUUGCUGGAGUUUAUGAUCCAAUGAUACCAGAUGCUGAGUGUGUUCGAGUAGUAUAUGAAAUACUAGACAGUUUACACAUUGGUAACUUUACUAUUAAAUUAAACCACAGGCAACUAUUGGACGGUAUGUUUGAAGCUUGUGGGGUUCCUACAGAAUGUUUCCGUGCAAUAUGUUCAGCAGUAGAUAAGUUGGAUAAGUCACCGUGGGAAGAAGUUCGAAAAGAAAUGAUAAACGAAAAAGGACUUUCGCCGGAAGUAGCUGAUAAAAUUGGAAAAUAUGUUCAACUAAAUGGUCGUGAGAAACUUAUCGGAGAAUUAUUAGCAGAUUCUAAUCUUACAAAGAGCAAAUCUGCAGUUGCAGGAUUAGAGGCAAUGAAACUAAUGUUGCACUAUUGUAAUUUAUUUGGUGUUAGCGACAAAGUUCUUUUCGACUUAAGUCUUGCAAGAGGACUUGAUUACUAUACAGGAAUAAUUUAUGAAGCAGUCCUACAAGAUUCAACGUCAGAAGGGAGUGUUGGUUCGGUAGCGGGUGGUGGUCGAUAUGACAAUCUGGUGGGCAUGUUCGACCCUAAAAAUAAACAGGUACCUUGUGUAGGUGUGUCUAUUGGUGUUGAAAGAAUAUUUGCAGUAAUAGAAGCCAAAGCUGCAGCGUCGAAAAUGAAAGUUAGAACUACGAAUGUCGAAGUUUUUGUAGCAUCUGCUCAAAAAAAUCUUUUAGAAGAAAGGAUGAAAUUGUGCACUGAACUUUGGAACAAAGGAGUGAAAGCGGAACAAUCAUAUAAAAAGAAUCCAAAACUAUUAGCUCAGCUGCAACACUGUGAAGAGUACCAAAUUCCUUUAGCAGUAAUUAUAGGUGAGUCAGAACUACAAAAAGGGGUGGUUAAGCUUCGUGAUGUAGUUUCAAGAAAUGAAGUUGAAAUACCAAGAGCAAAGUUAGGAGAAGAAAUCAGGAAAAAACUUCAAGAAAUUAACACGCCUAUGCUAAACGGUUAUGGAAGUAAAACGAACUAAAAACCUAAUAAACCAUUAUUUAUUAAUGUCAAAAGUAUUUUUUUAUGACCAGUUUUCUUCUGAUAAAAACUUAUCACGGGUUAAAUAUUUUUAUCUCACAAAAACUUUUUUCAAAAUGUAAGUCUUGAAUCUUAUUAUUAUGUAAAAUAGGACUUAUUUUUUAUUCACUCUUUCUUCUAGUCUUCAAUCCCUUCUAUUAUUUCACAUUUAACAAAAAAAAAACAUUUCUGGAGUUCCAAUAAAAAAUAUUUUGAGACGGUUGUAUGGGAUUCAAGAAAUUGUAGCUAAAUAAUAAUAGUAGCAAUAUACACAUACAUUAUUUAUGAAAUAUAUUUUUUAAUGGAAUACCAGUAAUUAAAAUUCUUUUAUUCCUUUCAGUUACACAGAAAACCUUUACGCUUUGUAUUUAUUAUUCUAUCUUUAUUUUAAACUCUGUUGCACAUUCUUGAAAUGAAUAAAUAUUUUCUUUAA
This is a messenger RNA of Agrilus planipennis (emerald ash borer), 2179 nucleotides long. RefSeq names its product histidine--tRNA ligase, cytoplasmic. Bases 152 to 1708 code for a protein of 518 amino acids. Lineage: Eukaryota; Metazoa; Arthropoda; Insecta; Coleoptera; Buprestidae. The transcript has 8 exons. The record is from RefSeq and is a predicted model, not a curated record. Gene Ontology annotation, cellular component: mitochondrion. Gene Ontology annotation, molecular function: histidine-tRNA ligase activity; ATP binding. Gene Ontology annotation, biological process: mitochondrial translation; histidyl-tRNA aminoacylation.